AUGGCCAAAGAGGGGAGAAACCUCACCCUGGUGUCUGAAUUCAUCCUACUGGGUAUCUCAGAGGACCCCAAGCAACAACAGCUACUGUUUGUACUCUUCUUGAGCAUGUACCUAGUCACGGGACUGGGGAACCUGCUCAUCAUCCUGGCCAUCACCACAGACGCUCGCCUUCAUAACCCCAUGUACUUCUUCCUGGCCAACCUGGCCUUUGUGGACAUUUGCUUCACUACCACCACCAUCCCCAAGAUGCUGGUCAACCAUGUAACAGGACACAAAGGAAUCCCUUAUGCUGGGUGCCUGACACAGACUUUCUUUUUCAUGUGGCUUGGUGCCAUAGACUGCUUCCUACUAGGUGCAAUGGCCUAUGACCGCUAUGCUGCCAUCUGUCAUCCUCUGCACUAUGCCAUGUCCAUGACACCACAGCUGUGUAUCCUCCUAGUGGCAGCAUCCUGGACCACAUCCUUUGGAAAUGCCUUAACCCAGACAUUAUUACUGACCCGGCUUUCAUUCUGCAAUCACAACCAGAUUCACCAUUUCUUCUGUGACCUCAGCCCUCUGCUGAAGCUGGCCUGCUCUGACACCUUUAUAAACAAUACAGUGCUGUUCAGUAUGGGCUCACUGCCUGUCAUUAUCCCUUUUGUGGGCAUCCUGGUCUCCUACAUGCUUAUCUUUGCUGCUGUGAUGAGGAUCCCGUCAACAAAAGGCAAGCAGAAGUCUUUCUCUACCUGUGGCUCUCAUCUCUCUGUGGUGUCCUUGUUCUAUGGGACACUCAUUGGGGUUUAUUUCAACCCCACAUCCUCUCACACGGUCCAGAAGGACACAGCUGCUGCAGUGAUGUACACCGUGGUCACUCCCAUGCUGAACCCCUUUAUCUACACUUUCCGCAACAGUAACAUGAAGGGGGCCUUGGGGGCCCUCAUCAGUAGGAAGCCAGCUUUUACUCCUUGA
Molecule: messenger RNA, 948 nt
Organism: Talpa occidentalis (Iberian mole)
Lineage: Eukaryota; Metazoa; Chordata; Mammalia; Eulipotyphla; Talpidae
Product: olfactory receptor 1361-like
Exons: 1
Coding region: 1-948 (315 amino acids)
Biological process (GO): G protein-coupled receptor signaling pathway
Cellular component (GO): membrane
Molecular function (GO): olfactory receptor activity; G protein-coupled receptor activity
Source: RefSeq, a predicted model, not a curated record